Molecule: messenger RNA, 807 nt
Organism: Paramecium pentaurelia
Lineage: Eukaryota; Ciliophora; Oligohymenophorea; Peniculida; Parameciidae
Source: the annotation of a GenBank genome assembly
AUGAUAUAAUUUAUAAUCCCAUUGACUUUCUUAAUUUAUACAACUGCAAUUGUUGUUAAUCAAAAGAACUAAUGUCUUUGUACUGAUUAUAAAAAUCAAUAUGAAUGUGCUUUAAAUUAAUAAUGUAUUUGGAACACUACUAAUUGUAUCAAAAAAAGUUGCGGUGAUUUUUAUUAUCCAUUAUAAUGUAAGAAUAAGAAAGAAUGCUUUUAUUAUGCUUAGAAUUCAAGCUGUUUAGAUUUAACAAAUUGUAGUUCAUUAAAUUCAACAUCCACAUCAUAGUGUGAAUCAUAAUCAUCUUAUUGUGGAAUGUAUAAUUCAACAGCAAAGGAAUGCUAUAGUUUAACUACUAAUCCUUGUUCUUAAUACACAACAUAAUCAGAAUGCUUAUAUUCUGGUUAAGGUUAAUUAUGCUUAUGGGAAAAUACAUAAUGUUAAGAUUUUAAUUGCACACUAUUAGAUUCAUAAACUUAAUGCUAAACUUAUAAUUUAUAUUGUACUUGGAUAUUGAAUAAUUAAACAUGUGUUUCAGCUACUUGUGAUAAUAAACCUACUUCUGAAUGUACCUUAUUUUUAUCUAGAAAUAACAAUUCUACAUAUAUUUAACCAUGUUACGUUGAUUAUUCAGAAAAGCCAGCUAAAUGUAGGGAUGCUUCUUUAUCUGAUUUAUCACCAUUCACAUGUAGUUUAAAUACAUUGAAUUUUGCAACAUGGAAUAACGUUGAAUUGGAUAGCGGAAGUUGUGAACUUUGCUAUGCCCCUCUAAUUUAAAUCAUCAGUCUAGCAAUAUUAAUUAUGAUUUAAUGA